This is a messenger RNA of Paramuricea clavata, 7319 nucleotides long. NCBI's taxonomy places the organism in Eukaryota, Metazoa, Cnidaria, Anthozoa, Malacalcyonacea, Plexauridae. The record is from the annotation of a GenBank genome assembly.
AUGUACUCAGUAGAAGAAGGCGUACAACAUGGUCUUGACAAAGUGGGAUACCAAUCGUUACGAGACGGUCAACAAGAAGUGAUCGACGCUUAUCUCACGGGUAAAGAUGUGUUUUUUUGUUCUCCGACUGGAUAGGGAAAGAGUUUGUGCCAUGAAAUUGCCAAAUUGCUCCGAACAUUUUUGAUUUCGUAUUAUUUGGGACGAAUUCUGUUAGAGAUUAAGAUGUAUCGUGGAUCCUGUAUGUAUCGUGUCCUUUGAUAUCACGGAUGCAAGAUCAAGUGGCAUCUUUGCGUAAAAGGGGUAUCGAGCCUAUCGAAGCAAUUCAUAUUGGUGCUGACACUACUUCGCAAGAAGGGGAUGAUGUUAAUCAAGAUGUUAAAUUAAUAUAAUUUGAUAUUUGCCAGUCCCGAGGCACUGCUGGAAAACUUAAAGAUUCUCUUAAUCUUAGAGCUGUGUUUGUCGAUGAGUGUCAUAUCGAAUAAUUAUUUGUUACGAAGACGGAAAAUGUUACAGCUAAGACCAUGUUAAGUGAACUUAAGUCCGUAUUAAAUGUAAAUUUACAUUUCAGUGAACUGUUUGUAAUGUAAGACAUACUAACUGAAUAUCUAGCACUUUUCUGGUUCGCAAUUGUAAAUGAAUAUAAACUAGAGUACGUUUCAAUAAUAAUUCAAUUCAAAAAGUUCGAAAGAUGCAAAAUUUGGGCAAUGUAUAUAUCUGUGGGUUCCCCUUUGUUAUGAGCAAAACUGAUGCGUAUAAUUACGGACUUGACAUGGUCUUUAAACUGAGUUAACAAAGACACCUAUACUCCUAUAGUCUAUACAUGCAUGCACGUUUAUCGGCAUAACAAUCAGUAAAAUUUUGUUCGGGCUCAGUGUUCUUCGUUUUUGCCAGUUUUAGGCUCAACAUGUCCUUAUUUUGUUCUUUUAUAUAUUGUACACUCAGUUGUAGUUCAGAGGAUAACUUGUUUAAAGAUAUAUUAUUUGUCAUAUAAAAUAGCUCAUAAAUGUAUAUUAAAUAUACAUUUAAUGACAUAUCUUCACUGACGAAAAUUCAUCUGAUACUUGAACAGCAUCAGUUUGCGUCGUUUGCUCAUUAAUUUGUUUGUGAAAUGGGAUCACAGGUAUAUAUUGGUCCUAUUGGAGAGUUCUUGGCAACUUUGAGAAGAGUUUUCUUGCGCAAAAACAACCGUCUCUUGACGGGAUUUUUAGAUGCACCUGAACUCUCAGAGACAGAGGUUUCUUUCUUUCACUCCCGUUUUGUAACUGAUUCAGAUUGUUUUUCAGCCAAGUGUUCUGUAGUUUAAUAAAUUAAAUUGUCCUCUUACAGCGUCAAUUUUAGAAAUUAAACGGGCGUUUUUUUCACUGCAAGAUGGACAGACUAUGCUUGAUAACUCUCCGGCUAAAUUCGCACACGCCAAAGACUUAAAAGUGCCGUUGAAUUAUAAUCUGCAUCGUGUAUCAGCGUUAGUACGUCUUUUCCACACUCAAUACAAAUACUCCCUUAAAUACGUUUUCGUUGGUGUUAUCUCAUUUUCAAUAUCUAUUGUCCAGAGAGUAAUAAUGUAUAAAUACUUAAGUAAUAGAUAUAAAUAACACCGCCCAUAUUAAUUAAUACCUGGCAAACAUGUGAAGAUGUACAUUUCACGUUUUCGCGCAAGAAUAGUUAAUUAGACUGAAAACUGUGCAGGCGAAACAAGUCCGCCUCCUCGCGCCGCCCUCAACUUUGCAUCCCUCUCAGCUUGCCAGCUUGUAAAAAAAAUUGGAAAAAGUUCCGAGGCGGACUUGUGGCAAGUCUACCUAAAUACUUGAAAUAAAAGAAAGAGUUUCCUCCAAAUCAUUAACAAGCAUAUUUUUAUGAGAACUAUACGGCUAUCGCAAUUCGAUACGCGAGCAAACUUAUUGUUGACAUUUGAGUUACGUAAUUACUUCCGUUAACGAGAUUGACCAAUGGGAAGCUUUGUCGUAAAAGACGAGGACCAGGUUGUUUGGUUGAAUAUUAUUGUGUAUAAAACUAUUACAAAGCGUUGUGUUUCGAGUUUUUCUAAAACUAUAUAAAAGUGCGCCAAAACAACUGUCAUGUGACCGAGGCACAGCUAACCCAAAAAUAGCCUAGAAAUAUGAAUGUUAAUGAUCUGCUUUAAAGAUAAAGAUAGGUUUAAAGUUAGUAAUCUAAUCCAGCAUUAUUCAACAGCUUUUCCGAAGAUUUUUCGGUCAAGAACAAAUUUGUCAUAAGUUUUGUUAAAACAUGAAUAUAAAGCAUAGCUAUAUAUCUAUUCUUGCACAUAACAGUUUCACACCUAAUUUCUAACAACAUCUACCAACAGUUUCAGUUUGGAAUAAAGUUAAAACACUUUAACUUCCAUAUAGCUUUUAACCUCUGACAUAUGUACAACAAUAAAUUCCGCUCAAGCGAACCCCAACGCAAUCCAUCAAUUUUCAAACGAUGAAAAUAAUGUUUUCUUUCGUAAACAACAUUAGGCACAUAUUUCCAAUACAGUUUAUAUCCAGAAUAUUGUAUUUGAAAAAUAAGGUGCAAAACCGAAUAGUCGAAUAUUGUAGCACGAUUUUGGGAAAAUAUAUAUUGUUGGCUCAGUUUGAACCGGCAUUAAUUAAAGGAUCAUACGCCGGUUGACCAAAAAAGCAUACCAGUGAUAAAUGAUCUUAAUAAUGAUUUACUGAAAACAACUUCUAAUAGUAGGGACAGAAUGACUUCAUUUAUCAAAUUGUUUUGGGAUCAACAAAAAAGAAUCGCAUCACGUGCAGCUCAAGCACAACGGUAUCACCCAAUGAUUAUUAGAUGGUGUAUUUCUAUGGCUGCUAAAUCAGAAUCAGCACAUAACAGACCUUUAAAGAUAACACACUCAUAUUAAUGGACCAUUUGCAUUAUAGACUAAAUUUUGAUCUAGACAAAUAUUUCAUCACAGCUUGAAAGAGUACCACGAAAUUAGUAAUAUUCCAAAGUUUCGUUACGAAAUGUUGUAAAAUGCGGAUAAUAUAGCCAUGCGAAGUUUGCCGUUUUUCAGUCAUUUUGUAUUACGCACGGGAAAUUGACAGCCCAAUCGGGUGUUGGGGCAUCAAUUUCCCGUUUGUAAUCUAAAAUGACUGAAAAUUGCAAAUUUCCCAAGGCUAUAUUUUCCGCAUUUUACAACAUUUCGCAACGAAACUUUGGAAUAUUACUAAUUUUGUGAUGCUCUUUCAAGCUGUGAUGAAAUAUUUGUCUAGAUCAAAAUUUAGUCUAUAAUGCAAAUGGUCCAUUGCCAUGGACAAGCUUCUUUGGGCCCCUUGUCGAGAUCGAAAUUUCCCCCUUGUUCUUGAAAACACAUGCGGAUGUGCACGGUGGUGAUGACGUCACCAGACCAUCCCCUAGAGUGACUGCGUUUGUACUAAUAUGUUUUAAUAGAAAGAACAUUUAAUCACCAAUAUGGAUCAAAUGGCAUGGAACACUUGAAGUUGAUCUUAAUGACCCUAUGCACGACAUCUGGAGAAUAAAAAUACAUCUUGAACGAAUUUACUUCAACUGACGAAUUUACUGUAAUUUGUUUGAUACGACACACUAUCGUCGCCGUUGUCUGUUCUGUUAAAUUAGUCUGAAUUAAAUUCGACAAUAGUAGUGUGACGUAUGAAACAGGCUUUACGAAUUGCCAACCUGAAAACAGAACAGAAAUAUGUUUAUAAUUAAAGAAAAUGGGGUUAAUUAUUCUGAGUUAUGGUCAAACGGAUAUAAAUAAAAUCUGUAACACAUCUUGUCAAAUUGAACGAACAAAUUAAUAUGUUAACGUUUGUUUCAGAUCGCGUUGUUUCUAUGUCUCUGUAAUCCAUGGUCACUAGUCAUAAAAUGAAUUCGUUCGAGUUAAUAAACUCAACCAGUCGACGAAUAUAUUAAAGAAAUAAUGAAAAUUCUUCGGAGUCAAAUUCGACCAAUGAAACAGCCUAAAAGUUAAACUGUCCGUAUCAAACUGUCUUUAUUUAUUAUGAGAACUAUUAAUUUACCAAUAAGAGAAGUAAUUGCAUGUAUUGUUAUACAGUAUAUCGUCUGGUUCAUACGAGCGAUCAUGAUAAGCCAAUGCCGUUUGUUCUGAUGUUAUCAGAUAACGCCCACUGUAAUAGGUGUCACGUACGUACUUAAGACGUACACAGCCCUAUAAUCAUAAUAGGGAGCUUUAGCACGAAGGACGGUAUAAUAUAGUUAAUAAGCUCAUUGUUGUUUUGUUGCCUUGGCGCGCAGGUGGACCGCGUGCGGGGUCUGAGACUAAGAAUUUUUGACGCCGAUAGAUAUAGUUUUAUUAGUUAGUUUUGCAUGUGCAUGUAUACGAGAGGUUAUCAAUAAAAGUGUUCAACUACAACAUUACAUCUGGCGACGAGGAAAACGAUCGAAACCCGCAACGAUCACACAAGCAUACAGAAGGAAAAUUGACAAAACUAGAAGUCCAUGGAUAACAAAUUGCAUUGCUACUUCAAUUAAUAAAAAGAACAAGCUCUACCAGAGAUACCUACGUCAUCCUUCAGCAAGCAAUGAAAGUAAAUACAAACAAUAUAAAAACAAAUUGAAUCAUAUCAUAAAAAUAACAAAGAAAAAAUUUUAUGAAGAACAACUGAUAAACUACAAGCAUGAUACAAAAUUACUAUGGAAAACACUAAAUGAGAUAAUGAAUAAACGCAAGACUAUCAAAACACUCCCCAAAGAAUUUAUUUGAAAUAGCCCUGAAGAUAUUAUAAGUGAUCCACACACCAUAGCGAAUAAGUUCAAUGAUUAUUUUGUGAAUGUUGGACCAGGAAUAGCAAGAAAACUUCCAAGUAGUGAAAGGUCCUUCAAAGAUUAUUUAUCUAAUAACAAUAAAGAAAGCUUUUUUCUUGAACCAAUCACAAAACACGAAUUAGAAAUUGACAUAAGAAAUUUAAAUGCUAAAAAAAGUCCAGGUUAUGAUGGCAUAAGCUUACAAGUCAUCAAGAAAAUUGCUAACGAAAUCUCUGAACCUCUUUCACACAUAUUCAACUUAACCUUUCUAAGCGGAACUAUUCCAGAUAAAUUAAAAAUAGCUCUAGUUACUCCAAUUUAUAAAGCAAAUGAAAAAAAUGAAUUCAAAAAUUAUAGACCAAUAUCUGUUCUUACUUGUUUUGCAAAAUUAUUGGAAAAAGUCAUGUAUAGGAGAUUAAUUAAAUUUAUAGAAAAAAGUAAAAUAUUAAGCAAGCACCAAUAUGGUUUCAGAGAAAAUAGAUCUACUGAGCUUGCAGUCAUUGAACUUACCGAUAGAAUUACUAAAGCGAUUGAUAAAGGAGAAUAUACAAUAGGUAUAUUCCUCGAUUUGUCAAAAGCAUUUGAUACUAUUAAUCACAAGAUUCUGGCCCAAAAAUUAGAACAUUACGGCAUACGUGGAGUUACUCAACUAUGGUUUGACAAUUAUUUAACAAAUAGAAAACAAAUUGUCAAGUACAAUCAAACUAGGUCAGAAGAAAUGACAAUUAAAACAGGUGUCCCACAGGGUUCAAUUCUUGGACCUAUUUUAUUUUUACUUUAUAUAAAUGAUAUUGAACAUAGCAGCAAUUUACUUUCGUUUAUACUGUUUGCAGAUGAUACUAAUAUCUUUUAUAGCAACAGCUGUCUUAAAUCACUAAAUAAGGUCAUACAAGAAGAGGUGAAUAAAGUUGCAGAAUGGUUAAAUGCAAAUAAACUAUCUCUAAAUAUUAAAAAAACCAAAUAUAUUAUAUUCAGAUCUACAAACAAGAAAUUAAAACAAAAUGUAAAAGUUAGCGUAAAUAAUGUAAACAUAGAACAUGUCAAAUGCACAACCUUUCUUGGUAUAACAAUUGAUGAGUAUUUGACUUGGAAUAACCAUAUAACUGAGGUAUCAAAGAAAAUCACAAGAGCCUCGGGAAUAAUAGCAAAAAUAAGACACUUGAUAAACAGAAAUUCACUGAAGCUAAUUUAUUACACAUUAGUGUAUCCAUAUCUUAUUUAUGGCAACUUGAUUUGGGGUAAUACCUACAAAACCCGAAUUCAAAAAAUAUUGAAUAUUCAAAAAAAAAUUGUGCGUUUGAUAACUUUUAGAUCUUACUCGGAACAUACAGAACCUAUAUUCAAAGAAUUACGCAUUUUAGAUAUUUUCAAAAUAAAUGAUUACCUAACUGCUUUGUUUAUGUAUCGAUACUAUUAUCUUAAAAAUUUACCAGAAGCAUUUGAAAAUUAUUUUAUAACAAACAAUGAAAUUCAUAACUACAAUACAAGAAAUGCAACAAAACUACACAAGUGUUGUAAAAGAACUAAUUAUGUCAUACAUACUCUUUCUAACAAAGGGGUUAAUCUAUGGAAUACAUUAGAUACAAAAUUCAAAAGAUUAAACUCUUACAAUGUCUACAAAAGAUUAAUCAAACAACAUGUUAUAGUGAGCUAGAUCUUCUUCAACUUAUAUGCAAUGACCACAGAUAUACAGCAACCGUUAAUUCUAUAGCGAAAAUUGUGUAAUCUUGUAACUGUAUAUUAUGAUAUAAUAUCCUUCUUUUGUAAAUAGUAUAUACUUUUAGGUCUUACUUCAAUAAUUACUCUUCACUGUAAAUAUAUAUGCAAUUUUUUUUAAACCUAACUAUAUAUAUAGUGGCCUACAUUAAAAAGCCUGAAAAGGUUUCCAGUAGGUCUCUAGCCCAACACCUUCAAACUACACAUAGUAUUUGUUACUUAUUAUUGUACAUACACAUGGGAAAUAAAUAUAUAUUGAUUGAUUGAUACAAGAAAGUGAGUGACGAUCGAACUGUCAGUGCAUAUAGGAAUUAUACUUCGUGGACACCGAAUCGUAAUGCCAACCUCCUUAAGACGCCGGACAAUCCAUCUCGCACACAUUGGUCAUCAAGGAAUCAUUAAAACCAAACGUCUACUCCGCUCGAAAGUCUGGUUUCCUAAUAUCGACAAGAUGGUCGAAGAAACUAUCGGGCAACCACCCUCCACCUGAGCCACUCAAGAUGACCCAGCUGCCAUCCGCACCUUGGAAAGAAGUUGCAAUGGAUUUCCUGGGCCCUUUUCCAAACGGCGAAUACCUCCUAGUCGUAAUCGAUGCGUUUAGUCGGUUCCCCGAAGUUGAAGUACUCACCACGGUUUCCGCAAAAGCUGUCCUUCCAAAGUUAGAUGCAAUAUUUUCACGACAAGGCCUUCCAGAAGUUCUGAAAAGCGACAAUGGCCCACCAUUUAACGGUGCCGAGUUUGAGUCAUACGCCAAGCACUGCGGUUUUACUCACCGCAAGAUCACGCCAUACUGGCCUCAAGCAAAUGGAGAGGCCGAGCGUUUUAUGCGCACACCACAGAAAUGUAUUCGGGUUGCAAUCAUCGAUUGA